AUGGACACUCGGGCAGCUCGUCCCUUCAGUUUCUCCUUCAACACCAGCGACUAUCGCAUUCUGCACAUGGACCAGGACCAGGGCCGGCUCUACCUGGGCAGCCGCGAGUACCUGGUGGCCCUGGACAUGCACAACGUCAACAAGGAGCCGCUUAUAAUCCACUGGCCAGCAUCUGCGAAGAGAAAGGGAGAAUGUCAGAUGACGGGAAAGGGGAAACAGGGCGAAUGUGCCAACUUUGUGCGCAUGAUUGAGCCUUGGAACCGCACCCAUCUCUACACAUGUGGGACGGGAGCUUACCAGCCCAUCUGCACCUUCAUCAACAGGGGCUGGAGAGCAGAGGACUACCUGUUUCGACUGGUCCCCGGCUACGUGGACUCGGGGAAGGGAAAGUGCUCCUACGAUCCCAAGCAGGAGAAUGUCGCAACUUUAAUCAAUGGAAACUUAUACGCAGGCGUCCACAUAGACUUCAUGAGCACAGACGCGGCCCUGUUCCGGACUAUGGGAGGGAGGACCGCCAUCAGGACCGAGCAGUACGACUCGAGGUGGCUCAACGAGCCGGUGUUUGUUCAGAUCCAGCAGAUACCUGACAGCGCAGAAAGGAAUGACGACAAGCUCUACAUAUUUUUUCGUGAGAAGAGCCUCGAUGCCAACGGAGCCAGCCCCAGCGUUUUAGCGCGAGUGGGACGUGUGUGUCUGAAUGAUGAAGGUGGGCAGAAGUCCUUGGUGAACCGCUGGACCACAUUCCUCAAAGCUCGACUUAUCUGCUCCGUGAUCGGGGAAGACGGAGUGGAGACGCGCUUUGAUGAACUACGAGACGUGUUCAUUCAGCGCAGUCAGGACGACCGCAGCCCCAUGGUCUACGCGCUCUUCACCACCGCCGGGUCUGUGUUCAAAGGCUCCGCUGUCUGCGUUUACUCCAUGUCCGACAUCCGCAACGUGUUCAACGGCCCCUUCGCCCACAAGCACGGCCACAACUACCAGUGGACAGAGUACAACGGCAAGAUCCCCUACCCUCGACCCGGGACGUGCCCUGGAGGAACCUUUACUCCUGGCAUCCGCUCCUCUAAGAACUUCUCAGACGAGGCGGUGAAUUUCAUCAGAGCCCAUCCCCUCAUGUAUCACCCGGUCUACCCCAUCCACCGGCGCCCUCUGGUGGUGAGGACGGGCGUGGACUAUCGUUACACGUGUCUGGUGGUGGAUCAGGUCGAUGCUGUGGACGGCCGUUAUGAGGUGCUCUUUUUGGGAACAGAUCGUGGGACUGUGCAGAAAGUCAUCGUUCUGCCCAAAGAUCCGACCAGCAUGGAGGUGCUCACUCUGGAGGAGGUGGAAGUCUUCAGGUCUCGAGCUGCAGUCAAGACUCUGAAGCUUUCGUCCAAAAGACAACAGCUGUACGUGUCGUCGGACGCGGGGCUGACACAGGUGUCUCUGCACCGCUGUGGCGUGUACGGCCGGGCCUGCUCCGACUGCUGCCUGGCCCGGGACCCCUACUGCGCCUGGGACGGGGAGAGCUGCUCCGCGUUCACCCCGUCCACAAAGAGGAGGAGCAGAAGGCAGGAUGUGAAACACGGGGAUCCGCUGAGGCAAUGCAGGGGGUUCAAUGCUAAAGUGGAAAAGCGCCUUAAGGAGACAGUGCAGUUUGGGGUGGAGGGCAGCAGCACCUUCCUGGAGUGUCAGCCCCGUUCCCCACAGGCCUCGGUCAAGUGGCUUUUCCAACGGGAAGGAAAAAGGAAACUGCUCAACCGACUGGGGGGAGUUCUAAAGACCAACCACGGAAUCCUGUUGAAAUUUCUCAACCAAUCAGACGCAGGGGUGUACCACUGCCUGGCCACGGAGAAUAACUUCAAGCACACAGUGGCUCGCGUGGCCCUGCGGAUCCUGGACCGCGACAUCGUCUUGGCUCUGACGGGGCAGGACGAGGACGACGAAAGGCCCAAGAUGCGUCACCCGCCUCCCCACGCGCACCAGCCCCUCUCGACCACGCCCUUCCCCCCAGAGAUCAGACUCAUAAACCAGUACUGCCAGUCGUAUUGGGAGCAGCUCAGCCCUAAGCAGCAGCAGAGGAGGCGCACCAGUCGAAGGCACACGGAAGGCCAGGAUCAGGGCUUGGGCUAG
Knipowitschia caucasica is the source of this 2112-nucleotide messenger RNA. The record is from the annotation of a GenBank genome assembly. Lineage: Eukaryota; Metazoa; Chordata; Actinopteri; Gobiiformes; Gobiidae.